Molecule: messenger RNA, 1741 nt
Organism: Gasterosteus aculeatus aculeatus (three-spined stickleback)
Lineage: Eukaryota; Metazoa; Chordata; Actinopteri; Perciformes; Gasterosteidae
Source: RefSeq, a predicted model, not a curated record
AAUAAAAAAAAAAAAAAAGAUCCAGUCGAAAAUGGCUGCCUCUCUAAACCUCUGCCUAAGGAUUAAAUGAGCAUGAACUGAAUAAAAUAUGAUUCCGACAUCGCUGUCCAGCGUCAAGACAAUGGCCAUGGCCGCCAGGGUGUAGUUUGUGCGCCAUCUUCACAAAGAUGUGGCUGCCAGAGAAGAGAAACGUAUGCGUUCCGAAAUUAACCCUUUCCUUCUAACAUCCACCAAGAGAAAAAAGUUGUGUUGCAUCGCUAAAAGGCCAGCUGGCUACAUCAAAAAAAAUGAUGCAUCAAGUGACCAGCAGCAACAGUGACUAUUGUAUGAGUGGACUGGCCGAGGACUGCCAUCCAGCCGGCCACUUUGAUUUAUGCACCACACAAUCCAGCAAAUUCUACCCUUCUCCCACCACCUCUGGUUUGCAGCUGUCCCUCGCCGGCUUAGCCCCUUUACCGCAGGGCAUGCACAAAGCCAUGGUGUGUCAAAUCCAAGACACCCAGAACAACUUCCAGCCUCAGACGGUGAGAAUCCGGGGCAGUGAGGCUGCAGGGGCCGAGGGCUCGAAGAAGAAGAAGGGCAUAGUGAAGUCGGGGCGCCGAGGGAGGCCAUCGGGGACCACAAAGUCAGCUGGUUAUCGUACAAGUACUGGACGUCCACUUGGGACAACUAGAGCGGCUGGGUUUAAAACCAGCCCGGGGAGGCCUCUUGGUACCACCAAAGCAGCGGGAUAUAAGGUCAGUCCCGGGAGGCCCCCCGGCAGCAUCAAGAGUCUAGCCCGGCUCAAGAAGAUGGAGUUUGAUUGUGACGGUGCCAAGAAACUGGACUUCAGCCAAUGCGGUGUUCCCAAGAAACUGGACUUUAGCCAAUGCAGUGUUCCCAAGAAACUGGACUUCACUAGCUGUGAUGUUCCGUCUUUUCCAUUCCCUAUGAUGGAGAAAAGACCCCUUGGCGAAUCCAGUGGCAAAGUGGAUGAAACCAGCGAAUAGAUCUGCAGCUUACGCCCCCGGUGCUUGGAAAAACACUUGAGUGGAUGCGCAAAAUGUUUCUCACAAAUCUUGGAGAAAAUAACUAUUUGAUGUUCAGAAAUGGCUCCGAAUGAGUGUUUCUACCGUGUUUGACAUUUUCUUCAUCCUCUUAUAAUAAAAGACUAUUAAAAGUGUAAUUCCAGUUUGGCAGAAAUGCAUGCAUAUGAAAUACUCAAGAAAAGCACUUCACUAUGGCGUGACUCUUUUUUUCCCUCAAGCAUUUUGUGCAUUUUGUGUGUGACAUAUAAUUAUUCUCCGCCUGUUCAUUUCUAUGGCUGGUGUCCUUAUUACAUAAUUAGAGAUGUAAGUACAGCCAGUCAAAUCAGCUUUUCCCCAACUCUAACUAUGUGGAUGUAUAGAUGUCCUUUCUGUGUUUUCAAGUUUAAUAUGUGUUUUAUUUUGUAAUACUAUCAUACCUAAAAUAAGACUGCAUUACAUUUUUAUUUUGCUUAAAUAAUUUCAGUCAAAAAAAAACUUUUGUACACAGUAUUUCUAAUUUUGGCACUAUGUGAAUAUAGUUUUUACUAUGUAUUGUGACGGCCUUUUUUCGUCCCCAAACUCACUUGAUAAGCGCUUCCAGACGUACCUGUAUGUUGUUAUUGCUGUUAACUAGGAAAGAAAAUACUCUAUAAAACAUGUUCUUCUUUCUGAUCUAUGUAAUAAAUGGAAAUGUGUGUGAAGCCAAAAUAAAAGAAGUAGUCUUUUCCACGUAA